Messenger RNA from Solanum tuberosum (potato), 672 nucleotides. RefSeq lists its product as uncharacterized. The record is from RefSeq and is a predicted model, not a curated record. Bases 1 to 672 code for a protein of 223 amino acids. Lineage: Eukaryota; Viridiplantae; Streptophyta; Magnoliopsida; Solanales; Solanaceae. The transcript has a single exon.
AUGGGAGACGUUACUCGUGUUGUUAAUGCUGAUUACAACGUCGGCGCAAUGAUCGUUCAAUUUAACCCUGCAUCCCAAUUGCCCAUAAAAUUACAUGGCAGUCACAAUUUUGCAACGUGGAAGGCACAAUUCUCCAUGCUUAUGCAUGGUCAUGAUCUCUGUGGUCAUCUCGAUGGGUCUACUCCUUCCCCAUCUCGCACUAUCACAACUGGCACAGCCCCUAGUGCCAAUCCUGCGUUUGCUCUUUGGUUUCAGCAAGACCAACUUAUUCAAAACGCACUUAUGGCAUCUGUUGAUCCAACAAUUGCUACAACGGUUGCCGCUGCUAACUCAGCUAAGACAGCAUGGGAUGCCCUGCACACUGCUUAUGCAAAUAAGUCUCAAACCAGAAUUUUCAGUCUGCGUGAUCGACUGAUGCGUCUGACCAAAGACUCCCAACCAGUCACCGAGUAUUUGCAAAGUGUUCGCUCUAUUGCUAAUGAAAUCUCUAUUGUUGGUGCCCCCGUCACCAACUCUGAACUUAUAGUAAAGAUCCUUAGUGGUCUGGGUGCAGAGUUUCAUGGUAUUUCUGCUGCAAUCCGUGCUCGUGAUUCCCCUAUAACAUAUGAAGAACUGUACGAAAAGCUUCAAGACCAUGAACUUUUUCUUCGACGUGACGAUGAUACCAUAUAA